GCCAGCGGAGCGCAGAGCGCAGCGCUGAACCGGAGGAUCUGUCACACGCAGGAUCUCCACGCGCCUCCACUGGAUUUCACACACACACACAACACGCGUGGACCCACUGAGCGAACGAGGGAUCCGCCCAGGUGAGGUGAGGACGAAGUCUGCAACGCCCCCCCCAACCGUCCAUCAACGAGCCAAGUGCCUCGGUGCCGGCCACCCGCAGGUCACCUCAACCAGGACGGGCGCCAAACAUUAAAAAGUCUUGACCCAGUGUCCCUCAGACAACCUGCACAGAGCAAAUAUUUGAGGCCAUUAUAUCUAAUUUCUCCGAGCAGCUGUCACCGAAAAGAUCAACGGUGAAGGGUGUUGUAGGGAGAUACGAAAAAAAAGGAAAAGAGAGACGGGAAAGUGGGGGGAGGAAAACUUCAACCGUUCCAAAGUGCUCCCUGUGAGUUAUUUCUGCUGCUCUGUGGGCAGAGAGCGUCUCAUUUGGGAGAGCCUCUGGCUGACAAAAAAAGCACUUCCCUGUGCCCUGCCUUCCUCCCCAGAUGCCUGUGUAAAUACUGGAUAGAGAUAUCAAUUUGUGCCGGCCCAACAAAGAGACUGUUUUCUAUCUAUAGACGACGUUACGACAAACUUGGACCCUGCGGUCUCCUGAAUUGCAGCUUAUCUAUUACCCUUCAAGAGCUGUGAGAAACCGGAAUGUGACCGUUUCCUCGCCUUAACAACCUCUUCAAACACCCUCACUGGUUCAAAUCUACUCAGGGACCAAACAACAACUCCCUUGGGGGAAAGUGUGAGUCAUCGAGCGGCUGCAGUUUUGAUGCCUUUCCCUGCUCGGUGAGUCAACAUGAAACCGCUAACACCGAUUGGAUCCCCCUCUCCGCUGAGGCUCCUCAACAAGGGUCCGGACUACCUGCGCCGGCAGAUUGACGGCGGUGGCCAUGGUCGCUCGAUCAGCGCGGUGGAGAGGCUGGAGGCGGACAAAGCCAAAUAUGUGAAGAGCCAGCAGGUGAUCAACACCAAGCAGGAGCCGGUGCUGUCUCCCUGUGCGACGCCGCCGCCGCACCCCCGCCGAGGUGUUUCCAUCCCCGGGAGCCUGACCCCCCAUCUUCCCCCGCGUGGCUCAUCCAACACCCCCUUCUCCACACUCUCCGGCUCCUUCACCUCACGAGACGAAAAUGAAAACGAAGACUCCAGGAAGGAGAACAGACGGACUUCUCUCGACACUGAGACACGUAACAGGAGCAAUGUGACCAAAGUGAUGCCUCCGAGCCCCAGGACCCCAGGGAAUCACACCUUCGUGGCACCACACAGCGCCCCUGUGCUCAGGAGAAGCACUGGCAAGCGCAUGAUGAGGCCUGACUCGCUCCUCAUCUACCGGCAGAAGAAAGAGUGCAAAAGCCCCGGUGGUGCGACAGUGGGAGAGAACAAUAACUUGGAAGUGAAGGGAUACAGUUUUGUCCGGCGCCUCUUUCAGGGCUCCAUGAGGGAAAAGAGCGGCGGAGGUGAAGGCAGAAUUCAGAAAAUGGUGAUCGGUGAAGAAAAGGCACCAUCACGGGACGGAGACUCCCGCAUGUCUUGGACCAAUGACAAAGACACAGUGGACGGUGGACCAGGGAGCCGGAGGUCGAGUAAAACGGACCACGAACGCAGCCCGGGCUCGAUCCCUAGUCCUGGGUUCAGCUGCUCACUUGAAUGGACUAAGGAUGGAUUUACAAAUAGUGGCAGUGAGGAGGUCAUUAAUGGAAACCACUCGACCGACCACGAUGACGAGAACGACCCGUGGAGGCGGGCGUCUCCGCCACCGGUCCCCAGGAGGAGGUUCGGGCAGUUGCAUCGCUCCAAGUCGGACAUGCUUCUGCGCUGCUCCGUGGCGUUGUCAGAGCAGGAGCACUUCUUUGACUUCUGCGGGCUGGAUAUCGACUUGAUCGAGCGUCUGGGCCGGGAGAACUUCCUCUCCGGGGCCAGCUCCAUAGACACACUCUCGUUGGCGCUCCGCAGCUGCGGCGGUUCGGAGCCCAGCGAGUUCUCCCGACACUCGGGAGACGGCCUGUUCCAGGAGGAGCUGGCUGAGCAGGUUCCCACCGGAGUGUCGAUCAUCGAGAGAAACGCUCGGGUCAUUAAGUGGCUGUACAGCUGCAAGAACGCUGCUAAAGAGGGACCCAAGGAGUCGACUGUUUAGAACCAGGUCAAGGAGCCAUGUGCCAUGGAGUGCUGACAAUCUGCCAGUUUUAUUUUUAGCCAAACAUGAGUUUUUCAAUCUGAAAUCAUCUCUUGUCGUAUUUUUUUUUUUUUUACCCUUUGUGGAAAAAUGUAUCUCUGAAAUGCACCACAGACCCAAAGGCAAAUUCCCUUGAGCUGAAAAAUGAACGUUGGGAACGGGCUGUAAUUAGCCGGCCACAUUUGCUCCAAUGCAAAACAAAAGGGACAAAAAGAAUUUGCUUCUAUUUUUGAGCUGCGAGAGGAAAAGCGAGUGGAAGCGGCCGAGCUUUGCCGGGCGAAGCUGCCAGAGAAAAGUGUGAUUUUACUUUUAAACUUCAAACUAGAGUUGAUCCAGGGUUUGUUUUUCGUUCCAUGGCACAUUGAUAGCUUCACCCGACUCCAAAGAGACUGUGUCUUUAAGUGAGAGGACAGUGACUGCUACUAGUUAGCUUGUGUCAAAUUGAUAUAUUGUAUUUAUAGAUCCUAUGGAAGAAGUAUUGUGUGGGUGAAGAAGGACCUUACUGGCGAAUGGAACCAUUAUUCCCCUGCAAAUUGUUUUUGUGUCUGUAUGUGUGGUUGUGUGUUUGUGGAGCGGACAUCUUCGUCUUGUUCAUGUGUAGCUUCUAUAUUCAGUCAUUGACACAACCCUACUCUGAGCUGAUCUGAAAUCAGCCCUGUGACCGUCACUGGACACGGUGGACACACGGUUUAACACUCUCCCUUAAUUUAAAAAUGGAAAACCACUAAGCUACGUUUCGUUUUUUUCUAAACUGGAAAACUGUUUGUGUGAGUGUGAAGUGAACCCUGAGUACCUCAUUGGAAAUCUGUCCCAGUUCAGUUUGUGUGUGUGUGUGUGUGUGUGUGUGUUGCUCUUCUUUUUUUUCUACUCAUGAAACGCAGGCGUUGGAACAUGCGAGGCGCCCCUGUGGGGUUUGUUAAUGCACUGAAGUGGACAGGGAGAGAGGAAACCACAGAUAUGAGAUACACAGAGAUUCAUCACAUGUUACGUUCCACACUGAGCUGGAUCCAGAGCAGCACCUGCACCUUGGAGGGAGAGGGGCCGCGUCCUGAUCAUCUCAUCCUCUUCAAUUCUUUAUUUUUUUUUUAAGAGGAUCAAUUCUCACAUUGUAAACACUGUCCAAUGAUCAAUCGUGACACAGUUAUUGAUUAACACAGAUAACGCGCCUGUUCCAUUGGAUAUAGAUCUGCAGCCGAGGGGGAAACUGGACUUUGGAAAACAGACAUAGAAACAUUGAUAAUUUAAAUUCCACGAAAGAAGUUUCAGAAAACUUAGAAUAAUAUAAUAAAACUAGAUUUACCAGACUUGUAUUUGGAUCCACACCAAAUUACAAACACUCAUAAAUUUCUAUCUCCUUAAACAUUUGCUUGAUUUUAUUUAUCAAGAUCAAUGAAUUAAAAAUUAACGAAAAUGUUGAAAACCCCCAAAAUCUCACAAUGUUAAAGAAAGUGAAAGUUUUGACGUCACAGACCAACGCUGAUAAAACAUGAACCUCAUCGGCCGACGUAAUAAACAAAAAAGCAAAAGUGAACUUUAAGUCAUCAGCGCUCACUGCCAAAUGCUUUAGGUUGUUACCAUCUGGCCGUUUACAGAUGUUUAACCUCCCCAGCUGGCUCCCUCAGCCUGUUUCCCAUCAAAACAAGCAGGGGAGGCCCGAUCCCCUCUGAUAACAGAUCCUACCUCACUCCAUCCAUCCUUCAGGGAUCCUCACUAUCUCAGCUAAAGGUCAUUUCCAUCGCUUGGCCCCGAGGAUGCCACUGAAAUAUGAACUUAGGGGUCGGCUGAAGUAUGCGGAGGUUAGACCGAGACCAUCCCUGAACCCAGGGGAACAUUAUACUUGUGUAUGCGAUAAAUGAACACAAUUGUUUGUUGCCUUUAUAUAUAUUUUUCUGUAUACAACUCCUUUGUGAUGAUUUAUAUCUCCUCCCUGUUCAGAACACAUGUGGGUGCACGUUUACAAAGUGGCUCCGUAACUUCUGAAUCUCUUUUUUUCAUUUCAUGUAUAUGACGGAUUUUUAUUUUAUUCCAAAGAGAUGUGUGUGUGUGUAUGAUGUACACAGCAA
Messenger RNA from Pleuronectes platessa (European plaice), 4275 nucleotides. RefSeq names its product family with sequence similarity 110 member D (gene fam110d). Bases 839 to 2173 code for a protein of 444 amino acids. The record is from RefSeq and is a predicted model, not a curated record. NCBI's taxonomy places the organism in Eukaryota, Metazoa, Chordata, Actinopteri, Pleuronectiformes, Pleuronectidae. The transcript is spliced from 2 exons.